GAGUGGAGAGAGUCGCCAUCUUUAUCGGAUGGAGCGGCUAGCUAGCUAACAUGCAAGUUUUUUGGGGGUAUAAUUACCACGUUAAUGGGAAUAUCAUAAACAUUGCAUUGUCUCUUUGAUUGUAUGCUGGUAUAAAAAUAUUUAGCAGAUAAGCGAAAUUAUUAAGGACUAAGUCAGUCCCAUCAACGGCUCAAGCGUAGCCACCUAUUUACAUAGACUGAGGGGUUGAAGAGAGUCAUGGGUCGCUCCCGGAGUCGCAGCACGUCCCGUGCCAAGCACACGAAAAGUAGCAAGCACAGUAAGAAACGGAGCCGGUCUCGGUCGCGAUCUAGGGACAAGGAAAGGGCCAAAAAGCGGUCAAAAUCCCGGGAAGCAAAGAGGAACCGGAGGCGUGAGUCGCGGUCUCGUUCAAGAUCCACCACCGCGUCCUCCCGCAGGGAGAGGGAACGGGAGAGAGCGGCCUCGCCCCCCGAAAGGAUUGACAUUUUCGGGAGGACGUUGAGCAAGAGGAGCGCCCUGGACGAAAAACAGAAAAAGGAAGAUGAGGAGAAAAAGGUCGAGUUUGAGAGACAGAGAAAGAUGCUCUGCCCUUCUCUCUGCAGCCGCCAGCAGGAGAUCGAGGAGAAGCUGAUCGAGGAGGAGACGGCGCGGAGGGUGGAGGAGCUGGUGGCCAAGCGGGUGGAGGAGGAGCUGGAAAAGCGCAAGGACGAGAUCGAGCGGGAGGUGCUGCGGAGGGUGGAGGAGGCCAAGCGCAUCAUGGAGAGGCAGCUGCUGGAGGAGCUGGAGAGGCAGAGGCAGGCCGAGCUGGCCGCCCAGAAGGCCAGAGAGGAGGAAGAAUUCUCCAAGAGGGCGGAGCUGGAGAGGAUUCUGGAGGAGAACAACCGCAAGAUCGCAGACGCUCAGGCCAGACUGGCGGAGGAGCAGCUGCGGAUUGUGGAGGAGCAGAGGAAGAUCCACGAGGAGCGCAUGAAGCUGGAGCAGGAGCGGCAGCGGCAGCAGAAGGAGGAGCAGAAGAUGAUUCUGGGGAAGGGCAAGUCCCGGCCCAAACUGUCCUUCUCCCUGAAAGCCACCGAGUGACGCCCCGCCCCUCACCCUGCCGCCGUCCCCCUCGCCGUACGGUAGCUUCAUGUUGAAGUGUUCCCCGGAAACUCUCCAGUUUUGCUCCUUUUUUUUUAAAUAUCUUUUUUUUUUUUUUUUCCUUUAGUUUUUUAUAUCACUCCUCUGGGCUGUGCUCAACGAACUUUCCGGAAGGAGACGAGGCGACGGUCAGCGGCGACGUCUGUGACUUAAAGAGAAAAACCGACCGCCCCGUCCUCCGUACUAAAGCUACAACCGUCGUCCCUAUUUUUGUGACAUUAUUAUUAUUAUAUAUUUUUUUUUAUUGUUUAUUUUAAAAUCGUUGCAUAGGAAGGCAACCCCCCGUACUUCUGUUCACCCGAUGUUCACCGGAACCGUUGUUUUUUUUUUUGGUUUUUUUUACUGGGAAACGGAAGCGUGACGUGUAUGUGGUGCGGGCUAAACGAAGGCGCGGCCGCUCUUAUUCGGUCCGGGACCUAGUCGGGGAAUAACCCGGGGCCAUAGGGCCCCCUGGACUGUCGGCCGGCUUUCCGGAAGCGCAGAACAUCUGACACUACGAGGACACAGUCGGGCUUCCACGUCAGUCUCCCCGCCUCGCUCAUUACCGCCUUCUUCCUGUCGUACAGUAUAUAUAUUUUUAUGUAUUUAAUUUAAGAGUGACACGGACGGGUGAAAAUGAUGUACGUGAGCGAAGGUUAGGUGUUUUAGCUCGAAUGCUGCGGUGGCCCCCGAGCCUGGCCCUCCUGGCCCAGGGGAGGGGCCGGGCCGAGGCCCCUGUCAAACGGAGACCCGUAGGGGCCUCCAGAGGGACUCGCUCACUGUGUGGUAUCUUUUAAUCCAGUCCGUCAUGUGCGACGUCUUUCCCCCGAUGAUGUAUGAAUCCCAGCACAAAAAAUAAGAGAAACUUGCCAGUCUGUCUUGUGUCAUUAAAAUUCUGUUCUCUCUGAGUAACUUUGGUUACGUACGAGUGCA
Molecule: messenger RNA, 2049 nt
Organism: Conger conger (European conger)
Lineage: Eukaryota; Metazoa; Chordata; Actinopteri; Anguilliformes; Congridae
Product: arginine and glutamate-rich protein 1-like
Exons: 4
Coding region: 238-1077 (279 amino acids)
Cellular component (GO): mitochondrion; nucleoplasm
Molecular function (GO): cadherin binding
Source: RefSeq, a predicted model, not a curated record